Oryzias melastigma (Indian medaka) is the source of this 696-nucleotide messenger RNA. Its product is annotated as fatty acid-binding protein, brain. The transcript has 4 exons. Bases 89 to 487 code for a protein of 132 amino acids. Lineage: Eukaryota; Metazoa; Chordata; Actinopteri; Beloniformes; Adrianichthyidae. Gene Ontology annotation, molecular function: fatty acid binding. Gene Ontology annotation, cellular component: cytosol; nucleus. Gene Ontology annotation, biological process: fatty acid transport. The record is from RefSeq and is a predicted model, not a curated record.
AAGGCAGCAGCAUGACUGUGGGGAGUGAUCCUGGAACUGCUGCUGCUUGCAAACAUCACUUUGGAGAUAACCUUGCCAAACCUUCAACAUGGUUGACGCCUUCUGUGCCACCUGGAAGCUGGUUGACAGUGAAAACUUUGAUGAGUACAUGAAGGCACUGGGCGUGGGCUUCGCCACCAGGCAGGUCGGUAAUGUGACCAAACCGACGGUGAUCAUCAGCCACGAAGGAGAUAAAGUGGUGAUCCGCACCCAGAGCACCUUCAAGAACACCGAGAUCUCCUUUAAACUUGGAGAGGAGUUCGACGAGACCACCGUCGACGACAGGAACUGCAAAUCCACCGUGACUCUGGAAGGAGACAAGUUGGUCCACGUCCAAAAGUGGGACGGCAAAGAGACCAAGCAUGUCAGAGAAAUCAAGGACGGCAAACUCGUCAUGAACUUGACAUUCCAAGACGUCCAUGCGGUUCGCACCUACGAGAAAGCAUGAGCUCCUCGGCUCCUCCCAACUAAUACGUGUUUUUUUUAAGAUUAUUGUUGACUGUAUGGUUCUCUUUGCACUUCAUCUGCCUCCACAUCGCCUGCAAGCUGCAUGUUGUGUAAGAUUUUUUUUUAUAUGAAUUAUCAUGAUUCCAUCAUGAUGGGUGGAUUGUCUUUGCAACACAGUGCAAAAAAAUAAAGAAAAAAUAAAGAAUAAAA